AUGUCCUGGCAAGCUUAUGUUGACUCGAGCCUCGUCGGCUCCGGCCACAUCGACAAAGCCGCCAUCGUCAGCGCCGCUGGCGACAGCACUUGGGCCGCGAACCCCGGCUUCACCGUACGUUCU
This is a messenger RNA of Podospora anserina S mat+, 123 nucleotides long. RefSeq lists its product as uncharacterized. The record is from RefSeq and is a predicted model, not a curated record. Lineage: Eukaryota; Fungi; Ascomycota; Sordariomycetes; Sordariales; Podosporaceae. The transcript is spliced from 3 exons. The annotation marks the transcript as partial. Gene Ontology annotation, molecular function: actin binding.